Myripristis murdjan (pinecone soldierfish) is the source of this 2066-nucleotide messenger RNA. RefSeq names its product synapse differentiation-inducing gene protein 1-like. The transcript is spliced from 5 exons. NCBI's taxonomy places the organism in Eukaryota, Metazoa, Chordata, Actinopteri, Holocentriformes, Holocentridae. Gene Ontology annotation, cellular component: membrane; intracellular membrane-bounded organelle. The coding region runs from base 530 to 1252 and encodes 240 amino acids. The record is from RefSeq and is a predicted model, not a curated record.
CCGUGGUCGGUAAUAGAGUUUGCAGCGCGCCUCGCACAGCCAAUCACUUGGCUAGACUCAGGUCAGCCUUUUUGCCGGAGUUUGGAGCCUGAGCUCAGAGCGAUUUUGUGCGUAAAAUCUACCUGUCAGACUCCGGCUUGUGCGCGCUGCAGUGUCAUGCCAGGCGGAACGCGCAGAGGAAGCUCUGUUCUCUCACACACGGAAUAACUUCCCGAUGCUGAUUAAAAUCGCACUGGCAAUUUCCCAAAUAACUGAUAAUGUGAAGUAGAGAGGUGGGUUCGUCCGUCUCCAUCGACUUUAGCUGCAAGCGCCGAGGGAUGAUGCUGAAUAAGUCUGCGGGAGAAUCUUGCACUACAGCUUUUAGAGGCCAGGAAUGCCAUCUACUUCCUAGAGACGGUGCUUAAUGUAUCUAUAUGACAGAAGAAGUGAAAAAUCAUCAUCGAGAUUGCGCUUACAUCUGCCAGAUUUCCAUAUCUUUCUGGACUCUAUCCUCUCUGAUCUGCCAGACGUUUGAACCUGCCCGCCCACCAUGGAGAGCCUGAGCGAGCUGCAGAACCCUCUGCUAGAGAAGACCAGCAGACAUGUGGUCCACAAUGACUACCAGGGCUACCAGUGCGACUACCCGAGCCACCCUUACCAUGACAGCUUGAUCGGCUACUUCUACACCGGAACCAAUGGCAAGAAUAAGACUCAGCAGUACCUGGAUGCCACCUCCCUGCACCUGGCAGUGGAGGCCUUCUACAGACCCAACUUUAUCCUGUACAAGGACGAUAUCAGUCUUCACAGCAAGGACUCCAAGAGCGAGAGCUUUGAGACAACCUUCACAGAGAGUAAGGACGCUGUGUUGGAUGGAGUUUCUGCAGACCACAUCCUGGAUAACAUUCAAGGAGAGAAGGAUGUGAAGAUCCAGACGGUGUCCUACGAGGUGGAGGAGGAGCAGGGUCAUGAGUAUGAGACUGACAGCUCCAGUGACAGUGAGAGUGAGGACAACUUCAUCGUGCUGCCCCCGAGGGACCACCUGGGCCUGGCCAUCUUCUCCAUGCUCUGCUGCUUCUGGCCCUUGGGCAUUGUUGCCUUUUACUACUCUCACAAGACCGGCAAGGCCAUCGCUAAGGGAGACUUCUCCAGAGCGGGCAUGAGCUCCAGGAGAGCCCUUUUCCUGGCUGCUCUUUCCAUCACCAUCGGAACAGGGAUGUAUGUGGGGGUGGUUGUGGCUCUCAUAGCCUACCUGUCCAAGCCCGGACACGUAUAGCAUUUGCUGGGUGGGGGGAGAGCGAGUGAGAGUGGGUAGAGAGAGUGAGAGAAUAAGAGAGGGAGCGAGAGAGCGUGUGAGAAAGAGAGAAAAUUUGGAUAGAUCCCUUCACUUAAGCCACCCUAAAGGCAUGUUCCCUUUCGCCUGUGCUGUUGCCUGGAUGUCUGGGAAGCGGAGCAGCUAUGUGGAGAGAAAAGACUAAACACAGAAAGAAAGAAGAGAUAAACAAGGCGCGUCUGCGGAUGGAGUAUUACUUGGACUGCAUACUUAUUGAUGUGCAUCAAAUCGUUAUUUCAGGGACGCAGCACUCCCAUCAAGAUAUUCCAUCACAACUAAAGCAAAAGGACAGGGGGAAAUAUUGGAAAAGAGAGACGACUCCACCACAAAGACUGUGUUGUACUUACAAGUUAGACAAAAAAAAACUGAUCUCAUAGCAGUAACAAAACUACCUACCUUUUACCACUUGACAUUAUCCUCUGUUGUUUUCAUGUCACCUCUGUAUGUAUUCUCUGUCAAUACUAUUGCAGAUAGUGUAGUGUUUACGCUGUAAAUGAGAUCCAAGCGGGGGAAAAAAAAAAAUCCUUUGAGUGUCUACAUGAUUGUUUAUUCAAGAAAAAUCCCAGAAAUUGAACAGGUCAGUAAACAGAAUAAAGAAAAGGAGGGAGCAGUGGGCUGUUAAUGGAAAAAGAACAAAGGCAAUUGUCAGAGAGUGUACGCAAAGCUGCUGAGCAGUGGUCAAGAGGUUAAUUUGUGUUUCUUGUGUACUGUAAAUUUCAUCAAUAAAUACAUUUGGCAUGAAUAAUGAGCCAUCCUA